Messenger RNA from Syngnathus typhle (broad-nosed pipefish), 1472 nucleotides. RefSeq lists its product as uncharacterized. Gene Ontology annotation, biological process: DNA integration. The record is from RefSeq and is a predicted model, not a curated record. Gene Ontology annotation, molecular function: nucleic acid binding. The transcript has a single exon. Bases 1 to 963 code for a protein of 320 amino acids. NCBI's taxonomy places the organism in Eukaryota, Metazoa, Chordata, Actinopteri, Syngnathiformes, Syngnathidae.
AUGGCAGAUUUACCUGUUGAUAGACUGUUGCCUAUGCCACCAUUCACCAGUGUUGGAAUGGACAUCUUCGGUCCCUGGACGGUUACCACACGUCGCACCAGAGGAGGAAGUGCAGACAGUAAACGCUGGGCUGUACUUUUCACCUGUAUGUCCAUGAGAGCUGUGCACAUUGAGCUCAUCGAAUCAAUGUCGACAUCCAGCUUUAUCAAUGCGCUGAGAAGGUUUUUCAGCAUUCGUGGACCCGCACAGAUACUCCGCUCGGAUAGAGGUACCAAUUUUAUUGGAGCAUGCAACGAACUGAAAAUUGAUCACAAGGACACAGAAUUGAACUCUUACCUGCAGGAAAAAGGAUGUACGUGGCUGUUCAACUCCCCACACUCCUCACACAUGGGUGGGUCGUGGGAGAGACUCAUUGGAAUUGCAAGACGUAUUUUGGAUGGUAUUCUUUUGAAAGUCAUACAUAUCCAACUCACACAUGAGGUGUUAAGUACUUUCAUGGCGGAAGUGAUGGCAAUAAUGAAUGCAAGACCACUCGUGGCGGUGUCAACAGAUCCUGACAGACCAAAUCUUCUCACCCCAGCAAUGCUUCUUACCCAAAAGACCAAUGCCUUAUCUGCACCGACAGGAACCUUUGCACCUCCAGACCUCUAUUCAAAGCAAUGGAAGCAAGUACAGAGUCUGGCGGACACCUUUUGGAAACAGUGGAGGAGUGAAUAUCUUUCAACUCUACAGCAAAGGAGAAAAUGGACUGAUGACAAAAUGAAUGUAAAAGUCGGUGACAUUGUGUUACUGAAAGACGUGCUUGCACACAGAAAUGUCUGGUCCAUGGGAAGAGUUGUGAAAACAUUUGAGAGUAAGGACAAGAAGGUUCAAAAAGCAGAAGUGAAGACUGUAAAAGAUGGAAAUGUGAAAGUGUUUUUGAGACCUAUUACAGACAUGGUUUUGCUGUUAUCAGAAAAGUAAAUGUUGCAUUUUUUUGUUAUUUACAUGUUCUAAGGUUUGAUUUGUAGUGGCACAAUUGUAUUGUACCAGGCGGGGAGUAUUCUGCCUUUUGUAAUAAGUUUAAGUAGAAACACGUUUACAUGUAGCGCUUUACCUCCCUCUAAUGGUUGCAGUGGGAAGUUGUUUUUGAGAGCAAAUACCGAAUGGCAGCAAGCAAUGUCGACUCGUGUGCAUCUGUUAAAAGCUGAUGUUUAAACCUUUUAUGUUGUGCCUUGGACAAGAUUUGUCCGUGAGUAUUAUUCGAAUUUUGAAAGAAUAUUUUAUUUUGGUUACAUGUGAUGUUUAAUGCAAACUUAUUCACCGUAAAUGCGAUGUAGCUUGUAUGUGUUUAGCUAACGCACAAUUUUACUUGUAUUUUUUCCUAGUUUUACGACGGUCUUAAGAGGGCAAUGGUUUGAGGCCAUUCUACAAAUAAAUCAGCUAAAAGAAACCAAGUCUGAUUAUUUGGAGCGUCGUUAACUCGCUGUCUA